Molecule: messenger RNA, 5335 nt
Organism: Ictidomys tridecemlineatus (thirteen-lined ground squirrel)
Lineage: Eukaryota; Metazoa; Chordata; Mammalia; Rodentia; Sciuridae
Source: RefSeq, a predicted model, not a curated record
CGCUGGCUGCGCUGGCGGCGGUGGCGUGCCUGGUGGGCGCGGUGCGCGGCGGGCCCGGGCUCAGCAUGUUCGCUGGCCAAGCGGCGCAGCCCGACCCCUGCUCCGACGAGAACGGCCACCCGCGCCGCUGCAUCCCGGACUUUGUCAAUGCGGCCUUCGGCAAGGAUGUGCGCGUGUCCAGCACCUGCGGCCGGCCCCCGGCGCGCUACUGCGUAGUGAGCGAGCGCGGCGAGGAGCGGCUGCGCUCGUGCCACCUCUGCAACGCGUCCGACCCGAAGAAGGCACAUCCUCCAGCCUUCCUCACCGACCUCAACAACCCGCACAACCUGACGUGCUGGCAGUCGGAGAACUACCUGCAGUUCCCGCACAAUGUCACGCUCACGCUGUCCCUCGGCAAAAAGUUCGAGGUGACCUACGUGAGUCUGCAGUUCUGCUCGCCUCGGCCCGAGUCCAUGGCCAUCUACAAGUCCAUGGACUACGGGCGUACGUGGGUGCCCUUCCAGUUCUACUCCACGCAGUGCCGCAAGAUGUAUAACCGGCCGCACCGCGCGCCCAUCACCAAGCAGAAUGAGCAGGAGGCUGUGUGCACCGACUCGCACACCGAUAUGCGCCCGCUUUCGGGCGGCCUCAUCGCCUUCAGCACGCUGGACGGACGGCCCUCUGCGCACGACUUCGACAACUCGCCGGUGUUGCAGGACUGGGUCACGGCCACCGAUAUCCGCGUGGCCUUCAGCCGCCUGCACACGUUUGGCGACGAGAACGAGGACGACUCGGAGCUGGCGCGCGACUCGUACUUCUAUGCUGUGUCGGACCUGCAGGUGGGUGGCCGCUGCAAGUGCAACGGCCACGCGGCUCGUUGCGUGCGCGACCGCGACGACAGCCUGGUGUGCGACUGCAGGCACAACACGGCCGGCCCGGAAUGCGACCGCUGCAAACCUUUCCACUAUGAUCGGCCCUGGCAACGCGCCACAGCCCGCGAAGCCAACGAGUGCGUGGCCUGUAACUGCAACCUGCAUGCCCGGCGCUGCCGCUUCAACAUGGAGCUCUACAAGCUGUCCGGACGCAAGAGCGGGGGCGUCUGCCUGAACUGUCGUCACAACACCGCUGGCCGCCAUUGCCACUACUGCAAAGAGGGCUACUACCGUGACAUGGGUAAGCCCAUCACCCACCGGAAGGCCUGCAAAGCUUGUGAUUGCCACCCCGUGGGCGCCGCUGGCAAGACCUGCAACCAAACCACUGGCCAGUGUCCCUGCAAGGACGGUGUGACGGGCAUCACCUGCAACCGCUGUGCCAAGGGCUACCAGCAGAGCCGCUCUCCCAUCGCACCCUGCAUCAAGAUUCCUGUAGCGCCGCCAACCACCGCAGCCAGCAGUGUGGAGGAGCCUGAAGACUGCGAUUCCUACUGUAAGGCCUCCAAAGGGAAGCUGAAGAUUAACAUGAAAAAGUACUGCAAGAAAGACUAUGCUGUCCAGAUCCACAUUCUGAAGGCAGACAAGGCAGGGGACUGGUGGAAGUUCACGGUGAACAUCAUCUCCGUGUACAAGCAAGGCACCAGCCGCAUCCGCCGUGGUGACCAGAGCCUGUGGAUCCGCUCGCGUGACAUUGCCUGCAAGUGCCCUAAAAUCAAGCCCCUCAAGAAGUACCUACUGCUGGGCAACGCCGAGGACUCGCCGGACCAGAGUGGCAUCGUUGCUGACAAGAGUAGCCUGGUGAUCCAGUGGCGGGACACGUGGGCGCGGCGGCUGCGCAAGUUCCAGCAGCGUGAAAAGAAGGGCAAGUGCAAGAAGGCCUAACGCACACGCAGCAGCGCGCUGGGCUCCGGACCGCGGGCCCGGCUGAGCGUGAGCGGAGCACAUGCAGCUGACGGCUGCCAUGGUGGACUUGGCCCAUGAGGGCUUUCCUGGGAGGGUGGAGGGUGGGGGCGGGGCUACAGCGGGGGCGGGGCCCUCAGUGGCCCCUCCCCCAGCCCCACUCUGUGCACCCCUAGCGGGAGCCAAGUGCAUGCACACUCAGGGCAGGGUGCGCAGCAGGCCAGGCCCUGGAGAAAUGAGGACCAGACGUAGCUACCUCACGGGGCUCCUUCCAGAGCAGAAAUGCGCUUCCCUAGGGCUAGGUGGGGUCACCGUGGAGGGGCUGGGAGCUAACCCUGCCGUGGGGCCUGAGGGACGGCACUGAAUGGCACCAGUGGGGCCGCAGAGCUUGGCGUUGUUGGUAAUGCAGAAGGGGGUGUGAGGAGAACUGUGAAAUUGCAGGGCAGGGGCUGUGAGCAAGCCCAACCCAACCACCAAAAGAUAAAAACCUCCUCCUUCCUCUCCUAGCUAUGACAUCCUGGGCCCCAUCUGAAAGGCAGGGGUGGCACUGGGGGAUGGGAGCAGCCUGUCCAGCCAGUAUUCUUCAUGGGGCCUCUGGUCUGCACGGCCACCUGCUGGGUUGGUCCUGGGCGGGGUGGGGGGAGAGAAGGCCCCUGUGGGUGCCUGCCUGGAGUGGCCCAGGGUUCUGGCCCAUCCUGAGGGCAAUGGGCCCAAGGACACCCUUGAGAAGCCCAAGCCGGGUGGUCACUGCCUCAUGCUGGAGCUGCCUGGGGGAGGAGGCAGUACGAAGGCAAAACCUCCCAGAGAGUUUCCUUUUUGGAAACUUGGAACCAGCCCCUUUUAUGACAUUUUCCAGGGGAGGGGGAAGGAGCACUGGCUGAGUUUACAGCAAUGACACUAUUUGUGUAAUGACAUCAGCUCCCACAAGGCCCCUCAGCAGUGUCAACAGCUGGAGAGGGCCUGGACGGGCAUGCCGGCUGCAAGGCAGUUGGGCUGGGCUUGCUUGAGUCAGAACAUGGUUCACUGGCUCAUCCAAAGUGCCCCGGUCCUAGGCGCCAGGAAUGGCCACGUUCCUGGGCACCCAUGACCACUGCCUGCUCUGCCCUUGCUGGUGGCUCCUAAGGCAGGAGAAGUGGCUACCCCAGAUGGCUCUGGGGCUGCCCUCACGGCUGUCUUCCUCUAACCGGGGCAGCACUUCACCCACUUUUUUCUAGCCGUCCUCAUUUUGAAGACCCCCUGUGCCUUCCAGUGGGCCCAGCCCUCCUUCCCAAAGCCUCCUAGAGACUGUCCUCAAGCAGGCAGCCCCAGACUUUUUGGCCUGGCUGCUUCGCAGGACCUGUUCCUGUGCUCUGGUGCCUCUCGGCUCCUGCCUUCCUGAGCUCUCUGCACUGCCCUCAUCUUCACACUGGGCAGCUGACUGAGUGGCCUGGCUCCCCUCUCAGUCAGGAAAUUGGUUUUAUUUUCCCUGCCAGAGGUUGGCUGCUUACAGGGCCAUACUAAGGAUGAAGCUCGCUUCCCUUUCCUUCCUCUACUUCUGCCCGCGUCACCACUGCCAUUUACUGAGCACCUGCUGCGUGCCAGGCACUUUACCUUCAUGUCCCCAGCCUGUCCUCAUGACAACCCUCUGGAACAGGGUCUCUUGCCCCCAUUUUCACCAACAGGGAAACUAGCAUGUGUGUGGCAGCACUGAGACUCAGAUCCCAGAACCAGGCUUUCGGGCUGUGCUACCCCUGGAACUUACCCAACAAUCCCCGAAGCAGGCUGUGAGGGGUGCCCAAGGCCGAGUUGCCACAGCGACCCUAGAAGCUGCCUCUUGAGGACCUUGAAUCUAGGCUGCAGAGUAAGCACUGGGGGGGGGGGUAGUACACUGACGUCUUCAGGAGUGGUGGGUGCAGCAGGAACCAAGGAGAGCCUACGGAAGUCUUUAGCGCUCCUGAGGUUCUAGAAAGGUGAUUUUCCUGCUUCAAGUGCAGGAUUCCAGGAGCAACUGGCAGAGGCACCUCAAGGUCAGUGAGAAGACAGACCUGCCCUGGGAAAGGGUGUUUGACUUCCCUGAAUCUUAACUCGGCGGUUGAGGGUCAAGGACUGGAUCUCUCCAGGCACUAAGGUCCAGUCUGGGCGGCUGAUGAGGGCAGUUGUUUAUGCUCCACCGCAUCCUACCCUGGGUCUGAAUCUUGCCCCGUGUCCAGUGAGGGCCUUGCACUGGUGGUCCUAGGCCUCCUCAGCAACGGAACCAGGGGCCUACCAAAUAACAAGGCAGCUUGCUGAAAAUCCAACCACUGUCACCCUCCAGCUCAGCCACCCCCCACCCCAGGGCCUAGGCCAUCCACGCAGUGGCCUAGCCCUUGGAGACGAUGUCAGGGUAGCCAGAUCAGGAACAAGGACACUGUUGGGAUUGCAUCAUUUUUCACAGGUUGCCCCCCCUCCCAUUUUCCUUAUGGACUCGGCCAGAACUCAGUCCAUUCCUACUCUACUCUGACCUCCACAGAGGAGACCCAGCUUCAGGCCAGCAUCCCUUUUCCACCUCUGUCCCCAUCCCAGGGAAGAGAGGGAAAUAGGAAUCGAGGUGUUCCAGUUUGUAUAGUUAGGAAGGGAUGUAAAACGGACCUAGAUUUGAAGAGUGUAUUAACCAGAAUUGUGAUACGUAGGUGUUGGAAGAAAAACACCAGAUUAGUCCUUAUUUUGUUCUUAAAACAGCUUCCCCCGUUGUCCUUUUUCUUACCAGGUGGGUGGUCUGGUACGCAAGAGCUGCCUAUUUUACUCACACUGUGGAAGGCCGAAGGCAAUGGCGCUGUCCCUCCCUGUGGCCUCUAUCCACAGCUUCUGUUCUUGGAAAGCAGACCAAGAGGCAACAACCUUAGGUUUCUUUGAGGAGGAGGGAUAGACAGCUGGAGUGAAAGCCCAGGGCCUGUGCCUCAGUGAUAGCAUGCAGGCCACGGGUACAGACUUUCUUGGAAUUGCCCAGGUUCAAUGAGACUGAAGUCGAGAAGAGACACUUAGGGACUAGGAAAUGGUUCUUUUAGGGUCCCAACACUUAAAGGAUCCCCCCCUCCCCACAAACUCCCAGAGCCAAGAGCAUGGACAGACUCAUGGAUGGGCCACUGGAUCACAGUUUGUGGACACUCCCGUGGGCCAUAGCCAUGCCAUACCCUAGGGGUAUCAAAAUUGACCUUGCCCCAAAUAAGCCAGCCCUACUCCUUGUGUCAUUGGAAAUCCUUCCCUGCUCCCAAAUGCACUUCCCUCAACUCCCUCCUGUGUUGGAGAUUUCUGUUCACUCAGAAUUGUAAAUGUUUAGUUGUGACCAUGACAUAUUGUUUGGGUCAGUGUUCCUUUCCAAUGCAUACUAAUAUAUUAUGGUUAUUAUAUAUGAAUAUAUUUAAUGACAUGGAAAGAGUUGUGGAUUUUUUUAAAGCUUUUUUUUUUUUUUGAUUGUUAGAGCUUAAUGGACCCAGAUGGAACUUGUAACGUGGGCCCCACAUGAUAGAACUAAAUUCAGAUAUCAUUAAAUAAACUCUUGUAUACUG